AUGUCAUCAUCCAGUCCAACCAGUCCAAAUCGUCGCAAGAGCGAUCCUGUUGGCGGCGCUGGAUCACCGGAGCGGCGCAGAUCGAGCCGAAACUCAUCUUCCUCCAAAAACAAAGACAAAGAGCCUGCGCCGAAGGCUAAACAGCCUCAAUUAACUAACGGGGUCUCUUCUGAUGAAGGUGAGACUGUCAGUGCGCUAUCAGCUCAGGAUGGCUCGGCACCUAGCGAUCCUUCUCCUGACAAGGAAGAGGAGAAGAAAAGCAAGCCUGAGAAGGCCGCUAGUAAAGUGAAGAAGACCAAAAAGGACGAUGAUGUCGACGCAGAAGAUAACGACGACGAAGAUGAAGAGGACAGGGACGACGGACAGAACAAUCAAACUUUGGCAAGCAGGUUCAACCCAUGGAAGCCCGUACCCCGUGGUGAACCUUUCAGAGAGCCACCUUUUGACGACGCAUGGCUCCGGAUUCUUUCUACUGGGACAGACAAUCGUGGUAAUGAAUUUCCAUUGCCCGAUCUUUCCGAUCAGCCCCCAGCACGAACGAGCAAUGGGCAGAUAGUGCCAUCUCUCUGGGAGGAUCGCGGAAUCACUUUUCAGAAGGGACGAUAUAUAAAGGACGCCGACGACAACCGGAUCGAUCAAGAUGAGUAUCUGGUCCUCAAAUUGAUCGACAUGAGACCCAAGUCCAAGGAGGACCCAACACCCAGACGACAGCCGACGUACUGGGGAAACAAAAACGGUAUUCCUAAAGACUGGGACGAUACCUACAUGAUCAAGCAGCUCAAUGGGAGUCACCGUGACAACAUCAGGACAAUAUGCAAUGAACCAACUUGGUCGCAAGGCGAAGCUGAUUUUAUUGCCAGCCGAUUUACCGAUGAUGAAGACAUCUCCAUCAAGGAACUAGCUUAUCAAUUUAACAAUAGAUUCAUGCAGGACCAAAUCCCUUACAAGGAGACUUUCCCUUGGGAUGAAGUUCACAAGGGGCGUACUACUGAAAGUAUAAGGGGUGAAUAUCUUCUCCACAAGCAGCAGUACGAUCGUGGCGAAGCCCCAAAGAAGAGUGAAAUACGAGACAAGAAGUGGGUGCUGGCGAACGGAAAGACCUUCGAGGAGAUGAUGCUCGAUUACAUGGAGACAUAUAAUUAUGCCGGCGCAAAUGCGGUGAAGGUGAAAAGCAAAAACGGCAGCGAUGGCGAGGGUCAAGUCAAAGAAAAAAUGGUAUUGCCCGAAACUGAUGAUGCCUAUGAUGGAAACACAAUCAAACAGCUAAAGCAGCUGGCAGAGGACACAAAGCCAAAAGGUUUCCUGAAGGGGCUCACCAAAAAAGGCGAGAUGGUUGCCAAAUUCAAGAAUGACCAUCCGGGCAACGACAAUGAGACAGCUGUAGAGAAUGGCAAUGCAGCUGAAGGCGAAGAAAAAGAUGAUAAAGAUGACGAUGAAGGUCCGACUGAAGCCGAGCUUACCGCCAAUGAUGGCGUCGAGGUGCCUAAAUAUCGCGGCGGCUCGAAGAUAGGCCAGCCAUACUACGGGAGCAUGAAGAGCGCAUCGAUCCAACAGCUGCUUACCAACCGAGGCCUUCAAUUGCCCGCCGGGUUUGGCCGUGGCGCACACUUAGUCACACCGAACAAGCAGGAUUACAUCAAAGUACUAGAAGAUGAUGACGAGGCAGUAGGCAGGUACAAACAAAAGAAGCCAUCGACCAACAAGAAGAAGAAGAAGAGUUCUAAAUCCGCGUCGAAGACAUCAUCCAGCAAGAAGAGAAAGUCAUCCAGCUCUUCUACGUCAGUGGCUAAGAAGCAGAAGACAAAGCCGUCUGCCGACGCGGAAGCAGGAGGAGAGGAGGACGAGGAGGCGAACAUAUCAACAUCCAGUAAGAAGAGGACAUCGGUCAGCUCUUUAGAGCUGGCGAACAUCAGGAUGGAGAGGUGGAGGAUAGCUGAGGAGGCGAUCAUUCAGCCGUCAUCCCCGAAGCGUAAUUCAGCUACGUCGUCUUCCUCGAAGCGUCACUCAGAUAUUACGUCUUCGUCACCCAUUUCUCCCCGGAAGGCCUCCCUCAGGAACCAAAGCAGCAAUGUUCCCGGGGAUGUGGAGAAGGCAUUUCCUGAGGGCCUGGGGCAAAAACGCGAGCAGGUUGAGGUCGACGACGAUUUUGAGGUCGAUGGCGAGACAGAGACAGAGGCAGAGGCAGAGGCAGAGACAGAGGACGAGCAAACUGAUGCUUCUUUUGAGGAGUAA
Messenger RNA from Didymosphaeria variabile, 2232 nucleotides. RefSeq lists its product as uncharacterized. The record is from RefSeq and is a predicted model, not a curated record. NCBI's taxonomy places the organism in Eukaryota, Fungi, Ascomycota, Dothideomycetes, Pleosporales, Didymosphaeriaceae. The transcript is spliced from 2 exons. The coding region runs from base 1 to 2232 and encodes 743 amino acids.